CACGAUUUCAAUUUCUCCAUUCUAUUUGCCAUGAAAAUGCAUUGUUUUGCACGAUCGAGGGUCUGAUUGUGAUGAUGAACGGCGUUAAAACUCUGGAAUUGCCUCCUCCCACGGCCCCUCCCAAGAAGAGGCUUUAUCAACUUUGGAAGGGUCGAAAUAAGUUCCUUUGUGGUGGGAGAUUGGUCUUUGGUCCAGAUGGAGCCUCGAUGAUUUUAUCAACUUCUCUAAUAGCGGCCCCUGCAUUAGUGUUUUGUUUCAAAAUGCUCCAUAGGAUUUCUGAAGUAGAUCCAUUACGUGUCCGUGUUGUUCCAACUGUUGGGUUCAUCCUCACAAUGUUGGAUUUGAACUUUCUCUUCCUUACAUCAUCUAGCAAUCCAGGAAUAGUCCCUAGGAACUCGAGACCCCCUGAGGAUGAGGGUAGUACAAAGUCGAUGGAUUGGGUUAACAAUUCAUACGGUGACAUAAAAAUGCCAAAGACAAAGGACGUACUUGUCAACGGCCAUUCAGUUAAAGUGAAGUUCUGUGACACAUGUUUGCUAUAUCGUCCACCACGCGCCUCUCACUGUUCAAUUUGCAACAACUGUGUUCAGAGGUUUGAUCAUCAUUGUCCAUGGGUUGGUCAAUGUAUCGGGGCGCGUAACUAUAGGUGCUUCAUCCUGUUCAUAACAACAUCAACAAUCUUGUGCACAUAUGUUUUCACAUUUUCAUUGUUGAACCUCCUUCAACAGCCAGGUGGCAGCACAUGGAGUAAGAUGUCAAGUGAUAUGGUCUCAUUUACUUUAAUCAUUUACUGCUUUGUCGCUGUCUGGUUCGUUGGUGGCCUAAGUGUUUUACACUUUUACCUUAUCUGUACUAAUCAGACAACUUAUGAAAACUUUCGUUACCGGUAUGAUAAGAAGGAAAAUCCAUAUAACCGGGGGAUCAUGAAUAACCUAAAGGAAAUUCUUUUCUCAAGGACAACACCAGCAUUGGUCAAUUUCCGAGAGUGGGGGAUUGAAGAUGAAGAUUCGGUGAUGAGCAGCUCCUUCAGUCAUAAAUUUGGUGGAAUAAACUCGCGGGGAAAAUUUGACCUGGAAGUAGGAAUACUUAGGAAGGAUGAUAUCUUCCAAAGUUUGGAUUAUAAAGGAGUUGAUCAAAAGGAAAAGAGUGCCGGUUUCUUUGUAUUUGAUCCUUUUCUGUAUUCCGCUUCCACAGAUGAUACGAAAGGUACUCAAAAGGGUAAUGUGGAAGGUGGCAAAACUGAGGAAGCUGCUAUCUUCAACAGAUCUUCAUCAAAAACUCAACAGUCUCUCCUAAAUAAAGAGGCCCUUGUUGCUGGAGUGGAAUGAGUGUUCAUCAGCUAUGGAUCUGGAAUUAGCAAUGCCCCAAUUGCACAAUGGGAAUGUGAACAAAAUGAUGAUUCCUUGUAAGAUAUUAGUUGAAAAUCCUCCUCUUUUUUAAAGAAAAAAAAACCAUUUUGUUCUUUCUCAUCCAUGAUCCAUCAUGUAAUUGUUAUGAGUAAUCUUUGAGCUCUGAACUUGAAGUUUCCUUGAGUUUUUUUGGAUGGGGUAUAAAUGAGAGUAAAGCUUCGUUUGGGAA
Molecule: messenger RNA, 1578 nt
Organism: Cuscuta campestris
Lineage: Eukaryota; Viridiplantae; Streptophyta; Magnoliopsida; Solanales; Convolvulaceae
Source: the annotation of a GenBank genome assembly